AUGGAAAACAUAAGAAAACUUGAGUCCUGGGACACACGGCUCUAUGCUGACUGUGUAGAAUUCUGUCCUUUUGAACCUUAUCUUUCUAUAGCCAUCUGUGGCACCUAUCAAUUGUGUGAAAGUGAAGCGGCUCGCGUCGGUCGUCUCAGUCUCCAUUCCGUCGAUCCCGAAAACAUUGAUUUGACUCCUAUUCAACUAGUUGACACUCCCGGCAUCCUCGACGUGAAAUGGUGCCGUAAAAAAUCCCACAAUCAAAUAUCUUUGGCCGUUGCCAAUUCGAUCGGCCAAAUCGUCCUAUACAGUUUCGAUUCCGACAUUUCAAUCAAGCAGCAGCACGUGCAAAACAUUGGUGAUGGUGGUGCAGGCCGUUUAGCUUUGUCGUGCGAUUGGUACGAAGGUUACAAGAUUGCCGUCAGCGACUCUAAAGGUGAAGUGUCGUGUCUGAAUGUCAGCGUUGAAGGAUCGGAACCGAUCAGUAACUGGAAGGCCCACGAUUAUGAAGCGUGGGUUGCCUCAUUCGAUCGCCACUCUGACCAGCUCAUCUAUUCCGGCGGCGAUGAUAGUUGCUUCCGUCUAUGGGAUCUUCGUGACACGACCAGCCCGGUGUUGGCCAACAAGAAAGCUCACCAGAUGGGGGUGACGAGUAUCGAAACAUCACCUGUCGACAGCAACAUCUUGGCUACUGGCAGUUAUGACGAGAGACUGUUGCUAUGGGACAAGCGUCACAUGAAAAGCUGGAUGAGCGAAACAAACCUUGGAGGGGGUGUAUGGAAGCUCAAGUGGGAACCCGGUAGCGCUCGCCACCUUUUAGCGGCUACGAUGCACAACGGUUUCCAUCUGAUUGAUUGCUGCCGCCCUUCCUUGGAAAAGGACGCGAAUCCGCUGUCGUUCGAUCCCAAGAUUGUCGCCUCAUAUCGAGAGCAUUCAAGCCUGGCUUACGGUUGUGAUUGGGCAAGACUAUUGUCACCAUCUACUGGACGGCGGACGAUUGCUUCGUGCUCCUUUUACGAUCACUCUCUUCACGUCUGGUCUUGGCUACCCUAGACGCAAUUAGAUUAUGGACGACCGACGCUGAUCUUUCACCCUCCUUAACAUUUAUCGUUUUCCUUCUUAUUAUUUUGUCAGAAACGUUCGACAGCGGUUCGAUUUAACAAUCGACAAAAUGUACUGUAUGUGCGGAGCGAAAUGCCGAAAUGGAUUAAAGAAAGUAACGCAAAACUC
Messenger RNA from Daphnia pulicaria, 1221 nucleotides. RefSeq names its product diphthine methyltransferase-like. Bases 1 to 1044 code for a protein of 347 amino acids. The record is from RefSeq and is a predicted model, not a curated record. The transcript has 2 exons. Gene Ontology annotation, molecular function: protein binding. Lineage: Eukaryota; Metazoa; Arthropoda; Branchiopoda; Diplostraca; Daphniidae.